GCCAUGCCAUGCUGUCCUCCGGGCCGAUGUCGUUGCGACCCCGCUCGGCUCCUGCCACGGAUCUGCGACUUGGCGGAUCAGGUAGAGGCACAACAGCUGGAACUGCUGCAGGUGCGCGACAGGCUCCAGCGUCUUCCGCCCUCCCCAGAGCUGGCAGCACUGGCUGCCGAGGGCGGCACCUUGGAGCAACGUGCCCGGGAUGGCGCUGCCCAGCUGGCCACACUGCGCACGGAGAACGCCUCCUUGGAGUGGUCCAUCGAAAAUGGCAACGCACAAGUUCGACAGCUCCAGCAGGAAAGGCGAUCCUUGUUGCAACGACUUGGCGGGUUGGAGGACUCAGAGAAGAAGCUGAAACAGGUAGCAGAAGAGGCUGAAGAACAGCUGACUUCAGAAAGGCAUUUGGCGGAAGAACGGGCCUUUGGUCAAGAGACGGCCUUGAGCACUGUGGCCAAUCGCAGCACCGCGGCGGAGCAGCGCUGCCACGUCGCGGAGGCCUUGGUGCGGCGCCUGCGCAGCGCUGCGGCAGAGGCCGAGACCACAGCCACCAGCGUGGCACGGGCCUCGGCAGUGGAAGGCGAGCGUACCAAGAAACUCGUCAAGGAGCUACAAGGACGCUUGCAGCAACAGAGGGAGCAGGAGAAGAAGUUCCGAAGAGAACAGGAGAAGAAGGAGAGGGAGAUGAAAGAAAUAAAAGAAGAAGAGCUGAAGGAAGUGGAAGCCGAGAUGCAAAGUGAGAUGGAGGAGCUGAAUGCCGAACUCCGUCAAUGUGAAAAGAUGCGCCGGGCCGAGAGCAGCUUAGCGCAACGUUUGGCGGACAGCCAACGCCAAGGGGCCAACAUUGAGAACAAAGCCAUGAAUGUGGCACGGGAAUUGGUUGAUUCCUCCCAGGCCAUCGCAUGGCUUCAAUCAGAAGUGGCAGCUCAACGUGAUGGUUGGGCCGAAUUGGAAGAGAUGAAUCAGCAGAAUUUGCAGCUGCGGCAGCAGCUGGAAACUUCACAGUUGAGCCUUGAAAAGGCGAAAGGGGCAAAAGAGAGAGAUGGAAACAAAAGCUUUGAGACCGAGCAAGGCGAGUCCGAAGAUCGGCACAAAGCUACAGUGGUCAGUGAAGCUUUGCAAGUAGCUUGGGAAGGGGAAGCUCGUGAACAUCGUCAAGCACAGCAGAAGCUGCAAAGCCUUCAGACGUCUUGCUUAAAUCCUGCUCGGCAAGAACUCCUCCGCUUAGCAGAGCUUCUCUUGCAUGAGGCCAGGAGUGGAGGUCAAAGCCCCUCCCGAGGCUUCAGCCAAGUUGCUCUCCUGGAAGAUUUAGCGCGACGUUUACGGGAUAAGCUCUCCAUUGAUGCCAUCCAACAAUUGAUGACUUCUGUGGAAAGCUUCGCCCUGGAGCUCGUGGAAUCAUUGCGUGACUUGCAGCCCCGCCGGGGCUUGAACCAACGGCCAGAGGCUGUGAAACCGCGAGUCUCCAGAUCCACUCCCAGCAGAAGACCUUGGGAUUCAGAUGCCUCACCAUCUCCAAAACGGCCUGACCCAAUCAUUCCCAUGGAGCGUCCACAGUGCCAGGAGCCCGUUGCCAGAGACUUCAGAGACUUCAGAGACUUGGAGCGCGUCCCUGGUGCCACUGGUCCAUUAUAUCGCCUGGAUUUCAAACAAGCUGCGCAAGCUGCCAUGGAAUCCCCAGCACGGGGGAGGCAACGUCGAUUAGAGCAUCGCCGCUUUGAUCGUUUAAACCUGGAUUUGGAAGAACGAUUCGAUGAGUAUUCGGUGCAUCGUCCGCGUCGCAAAGCAACGUGAGACUUUGUUAAUGCCAAGGGCUUGGAGUCACAUGGCCAAUGAACAGAUUCCAGAAAAAUGGUAGUGCAUGUUGGGG
Molecule: messenger RNA, 1864 nt
Organism: Cladocopium goreaui
Lineage: Eukaryota; Dinophyceae; Suessiales; Symbiodiniaceae
Source: the annotation of a GenBank genome assembly